AUGACUGAGCAAACCCCAGUUGUUGUUGGAUCAACUUCCUCUGUUGAAAAACAAACUACUAUGACUGAUCCAAAUCACCCUUAUUAUCUGCAGCCUUCAGAUUCACUUGGAAUGACCUUGAUUAUCUCCAAUGGAGCUGCUGAUAUGGUUAUAGCAUGGUUAUUGAACUCAGUCUUAAAGAACAUCAGGGAUAGUGUUAUUUAUUCCAAAUCAGCAAAGGAAUUGUGGAUCAAUUUGGAACAAAGGUUGUAUGGCUUUACUGAGGAUUUUGAAUUCAACAAUAAAAAAGGAGAUGGAGCACAAGCAAAAACAAAUGCAGGAAUAACUGAGGAAGUGCAAGAGGACUUUGCAAUGCAAAAUGAACCUGCUACACAUGGAUCUUGUUUGUCUAUUCAUGACUCUAAGACUUGGAUUAUAGAUUCAGGCGCAUCAGAACACAUGUGUUUUGAUUCAUCUUCCUUUUCAUCAUUAAUUGCAUUUCCUGUUUCAGUAAAGAUCAGUCUGCCUAAUUCUUUUAGGAUAAAUGUCACACAUACAGGAAGUGUACCCAUUCUACACAAUCUUACUCUUAAGAAUGACCAGUCUUUGAGGAGAGUUAGAGCUUUUGGUGAAGUGAAAGAGGGACUAUAUCUCUUACAUCCUAAAGUGUCAAGUGUUAAGAGUUUAAGCAAUGACAGUGUAGUUUCAAUUCAAAAAGGAAGUGAUUCCAAUAGUUUGUCUAGUCUUUCUUUAAAUCCAGUUUGUGCCAAUGAUAUGUCAGAUGUAAAGCUUUGGCAUGUUAGGCUUGGGCAUUUACGCUUCUCAGAAGACAGUUUGAGGUUCAUGUUAAAAGCAUCAGAUCUGACAAUGCUCUUGAGUUAG
Messenger RNA from Lycium barbarum (goji berry), 861 nucleotides. RefSeq lists its product as uncharacterized. The transcript is spliced from 6 exons. Bases 1 to 861 code for a protein of 286 amino acids. NCBI's taxonomy places the organism in Eukaryota, Viridiplantae, Streptophyta, Magnoliopsida, Solanales, Solanaceae. The record is from RefSeq and is a predicted model, not a curated record.